Messenger RNA from Suncus etruscus (white-toothed pygmy shrew), 4731 nucleotides. It is a transcript of the gene FOXJ3, whose product is annotated as forkhead box J3. Gene Ontology annotation, cellular component: nucleus. Gene Ontology annotation, biological process: regulation of transcription by RNA polymerase II. NCBI's taxonomy places the organism in Eukaryota, Metazoa, Chordata, Mammalia, Eulipotyphla, Soricidae. Gene Ontology annotation, molecular function: DNA-binding transcription factor activity, RNA polymerase II-specific; RNA polymerase II cis-regulatory region sequence-specific DNA binding. The transcript is spliced from 13 exons. The record is from RefSeq and is a predicted model, not a curated record. The coding region runs from base 60 to 1928 and encodes 622 amino acids.
GCGGGGGGCUCGGCCGGGCCGUCCGGGCCUGCGUAGCGUGAGAUUCUUCUUGUGGCCAGAUGGGUUUGUAUGGACAGACUUGUCCAUCUGUAACUUCAUUAAGGAUGACAUCUGAACUGGAGAGCAGCUUAACAUCUAUGGACUGGCUACCACAACUCACCAUGAGAGCAGCCAUCCAAAAAUCUGAUGCUUCACAAAAUGCACACGGACCAGGGAUUUCCAAGAAGAAUGCUCUCCUUGACCCUAAUACAACCCUGGACCAGGAAGAAGUCCAACAGCACAAAGAUGGGAAACCUCCAUACAGUUAUGCCAGCCUAAUUACAUUUGCAAUUAAUAGCUCACCUAAAAAGAAAAUGACUCUAAGUGAGAUUUACCAGUGGAUUUGUGAUAACUUCCCAUAUUAUAGAGAGGCUGGCAGUGGUUGGAAGAAUUCCAUACGACAUAAUCUGUCACUGAACAAGUGUUUCCUUAAAGUGCCUCGAUCCAAGGAUGACCCUGGAAAGGGGUCCUAUUGGGCAAUAGAUACCAAUCCUAAAGAAGAUGCACUGCCUACUCGGCCAAAGAAGAGAGCACGAUCUGUAGAACGGGCCUCAACUCCAUAUAGCAUAGAUUCAGAUUCUUUGGGAAUGGAGUGUAUUAUUUCGGGAAGUGCCUCUCCAACUCUGGCAAUCAACACUGUGACUAACAAAGUAACAUUGUACAACACUGAUCAAGAUGGUAGUGAUAGCCCCCGAAGUAGCCUUAACAACAGUCUCUCAGACCAGAGUUUGGCAUCUGUUAAUUUGAACAGUGUUGGAAGUGUGCAUAGUUAUACACCGGUGACGAACCAUCCAGAACCAGUCUCUCAAUCAUUAAAUCCUCAACAACAGCCACAAUACAACCUUCCAGAACGAGACAAACAGCUACUCUUUUCAGAAUAUAAUUUUGAUGAUCUCAGUGCCUCAUUUCGGAGCCUCUAUAAAUCAGUUUUCGAGCAGUCACUUAGUCAACAAGGCUUGAUGAACAUCCCUUCUGAACCUUCCCAGCAGUCCCACACUUCUUGUUCCUAUCAGCACUCUCCCAGCAGUACAGUGAGCUCUCACCCACACAGCAACCAAAGCGGCCUGUCCAAUAGUCAUGGCAGUGGCCUCAGUACCACGGGCAGUAAUUCAGUUGCACAGGUCCCGCUGUCCCACCCCCAGAUGCACACACAACCGGCUCCACAUCCACCCCAUCGACCACAUAGUUUACCACAGCAUCAGCAUCGUCCCCAGCACCCAGCACCACAUCCACAGCAGCACAGCCAACUCCAGUCCCCUCACCCACAGCACCCUUCACCACACCAACACAUACAGCAUCAUCAGAAUCAUCAGCAUCAGACGUUAACACAUCAGGCACCUCCACCCCCGCAACAGGUAUCCUGUAAUUCUGGUGUUUCAAAUGAUUGGUAUGCAACACUUGAUAUGCUAAAAGAAAGCUGUCGAAUUGCAAGCAGUGUUAAUUGGUCAGAUGUAGACCUUUCACAGUUCCAAGGUUUGAUGGAGAGCAUGAGACAAGCAGAUCUCAAGAACUGGUCUUUAGAUCAGGUUCAGUUUGCUGAUCUCUGUUCUUCACUUAAUCAAUUCUUUACACAAACUGGCCUUAUCCACUCACAGAGCAAUGUUCAACAAAAUGUUUGUCACAGUGCCAUUCAUCCAACGAAACCUUCCCAACACAUUGGAACAGGAAAUUUGUAUAUAGAUUCAAGGCAAAAUCUUCCUCCUUCCGUGAUGCCACCUCCUGGUUAUCCUCAUAUUCCACAGGGCCUCAGCACUCCAGGAACAACCAUUACAGGUCAUCACGGAGCCAUGAAUCAGCAGCACAUGAUGCCUUCCCAAGCCUUCCAGAUGCGACGCUCACUGCCUCCAGAUGACAUCCAGGAUGACUUUGAUUGGGAUUCAAUCGUGUAGAGCUUGUAUCUAGCCCCAAACCCCAUAGUCAGCCUUUCUGUGCAGUGAAGGGAAAGGUUUUUCAGAGAAUCCAGUUGAAAAAACAAAGUUACUAAUCACUUUACCAAUGUUAUCAGAAUUACUUUUAAAGACAAUCAAAAAGAUUUAGCUGGAUGACUUACUGCUUUUAUCUGACCCAAACAAGUACAUGUUUGUCUCCCUGCCAGCUGCCCUAUGUAGCUCCUAACUGUUGUGUGAUUUGACAGCUUUUGCAUAUUUGUGUCAGUUUGAUGUUGACCACAAGUGCCAGACUGAUUUUCAGACAGAGCCUAUUUUGCUGCAGCAGUUUAUAGAUAACGGAUUUGUAAAUACAUGUAUAAAAAUUACUGGAAGGUCUCAAUUUUUCUAAUUGGAUUAUUAUAGUCUUGAAAAGAAAGUUACUGUGAGUUUUUAUUCCUUCUUAGGCUAUUUUCUGCAGGAUGCUUUCAACUAUUAUAGGCAAUUGAAAGGAAAUAGAUUUUUUUUCAAAGCCAAUUCCCCCUUCAUUUAAUCUUUUUCAGAAACAUGGGCAAUGAGUGUUGUCAUUUGGAGUGUUUGAGAAUCCAGGGUGUGAUACAAUCUAGAGGGGCCCCUUGUUCCUGCCUAUGGAGCAUUAUAAAGAACUGACAAAAAUAUUUUGGUGCUUGGGAAAUUAUAGAGUUUAUGUUGUACCCUAUAUGUGUCUUUGUCUAAACCUGCAUUAUAAGUCUAAAAUUUAAUUGAUCUAUUAGAAGCUGGACAUUACUUAGCUCAUUAGAGAAAUCAAUGCCUCCACAUUCACUUAUGUAUUUAUUAUUCAAAAGUGUUAUUUUAGUAUUUAUUGCUACCUUCUGUGAAUGCUCAGCUCCUAUUGGGUUUAUUAAGGAGAAAUGCAGUGUCUGAGCACACAGGAUUCUUUUUUUCUUGAUAAGAGUUUACAGACAAGACAAUCAGAGAUUGUAUCAUUCUCUUUAUCUCCACUCCUUUUUUGCCAGGUGAAUAUUUCUCUGUUAGCAUUCCUAUUGGUUGAAAACUUAUUAGCUAAGAAGGAUUUUUCUGGAAUUUGAAUCAGUUCAUUUGGGCAACAGAAUAGUAGUAGAUGAGGCUUAAGAAAUAAUUUUCCUUGCUCGUUCUCUUUCCAUUUACAAAGCCCUGUAAAGAGGAUAGAGCUCCACACAGCUUUUAGUUGCCUUAGCUUUUGGUGCAAUUCUUGUUAGUGACUUGCUGUGUCUGUUGUCCUCUGUGUCUGUGUAUGCAUGGUAUUUGGCUACUUUGUUUGAAAAGCAGCCUGCUCUUAGAUUUAAUUGAUUGUUGUUUUGUUUUGUAUCAGUUACUUUGCAUGCAAGAAGUUUUGACAGAUUUUUAAUUGUUCUUUAAGCCCUAAGGGGCAGAAUUUUUUUCAUUUCUAGGAGAAAAGUAUGUGUUUAAUCAAAUCAACUGCCCACCGAUUGCUUUUUUUUAGAGGUCUCUGGUCUCUGUCAGCCAUGCUAAAAUCACUUUAACCUUAGUGAUUCUGGUUGAGAACACUCUACUUGAACUAAACAGACAUCUUUAUUUCUUUGUGAGUGUGUCUGUUUCUGUAUUUUGUGUGUCUGUGUGUGUGAGAAAGAGAGUUGGUGAAUGUGUGUGGGUAUUUUUUAAGUGAAGUUCUGCCUUGAAUGAAUCACUGGGAAGCUAUCCAUAGUGAGGGCUGAUGAAGUUGAGUAAAAAGGAAGGGCUUUAUGUUCCUGUUUGGACCCUGCUUGCAUGGAAAGGAAGUUCUAGUUCCUUGAAUAAGUAAAAAUCAGGAUUCAGGAAAAACAACCAAUUGUCCCCUUCUAGAUGGAUCAGAGGCAAGGUGAAAUAGUACCUACAGAGAUAAAAUCUUGACAUGUUGAUAGGGGACUUUCAAUAGUCUACUUACAUCACUGCUUUCUAGAUACUAAAAUAGCUGUUUUGAAACUUUAAAUUGCGUGGGUCGCAUUAUGCACUUUAAACAAUUUGGGUAUUGGCAUAUAGUUUCAUUGAGUAAUUUGAGUGGAUACCACUGAUGACAAUUUUACAAAUUGUGUAAAGCUAAUUCCCAUUUGGCAAUCACCUAUUGAGUUAUAAUGAUCAACAUUUUAUGAGCAUUUAAAUUUAUCAAGAAUUGCUGUGGAGGCUAUGCCUCCACCUGGAUGUGUUCCACUGAUUCAGGAGCCCAGGACAGGCCUUCCCGUGGGCUCAGCAGAACUGGCUGCCAGGUGAGUUUCAGAGCAGCCUUCCUGCAACCCUUUUGGUUGCUGGUUGUUAAUCAGACCAAGUUCUGAUUGGGGAGGAAAUUGAUAGAAAUCUUCUGGAGAAAAGAAUAAAUGCAUAUAGUCAAAUGGGUGCACUCUGUCCAGAAGAAUAAUCCGACUGGCAUUUGUGGUAGUUUUUGAACUGUAAAUGUUGUAUUCAUGUGUGUACUUGUAAAUAGUGUUUCUCGGAUGUCCUUUGAAAAGGGAGGGAAUCAACCCGGGGAUUAUUUCAAAUGGAAUAGAGUAUUUUGAUAUUGUUCAGAGGGUGAUGUGUACAUAUCUAUAUUGUAUAUAUGUGAUGAAAAUGCAUUGGCUUUUUGUGCACACACACUCUGCUCUCUGUACUGCUGUUGGACAGUCAGUGUUUUAAUGUUUCUACAGUUUUGCUAUUGCACGAUUUCAUAUUUUGCCUCUAUGAUGAACGGCACCCAUUCUUUGUAACUGUUUAGUGCUGUAAAGAAAUAUUCCAAGUGUCAUUAGGAUUGUUGCUGCCAGACCUGAUAUGCAUGAAUGGCACUUAAAAUAAAUAUAUUAUGUUACCUCUAUAA